This is a messenger RNA of Geodia barretti, 303 nucleotides long. The record is from the annotation of a GenBank genome assembly. Lineage: Eukaryota; Metazoa; Porifera; Demospongiae; Tetractinellida; Geodiidae.
AUGGCACUGACCGGUAUCGAGGUAGGGGAUAUCACUCCCGUUUUGGGAUUGAGGGGUGCUGUUGUUGACGAAGGAACGGGCGUCAACCAAGUGGGACUCCGUGUCACUGUCAAGAACCUUUCAACCCGCAGAGCAGUUGCCGCUGUUACAGGGCCCGAUGAGGCAGGUUAUCGGCUCACCGUCGUUGACAUAGAAACGGGACGGGCAGCACAGAUUGGAGAUAUUCUUGAAAUCUCCGCGCAGUCUCCCAAUCCGUUUAUCGGUGUGAAGCCGUUGCGGUAUACUGUCACGCUGAAGAUGUGA